AUUAAAAUAGCUCAUCAUUACAGUGCACUCCGUUUUUGUUUUGUUCUUCCAUCGUCUGAAAAUGAUCUGGAAUUAGUAACAGUUUCUCCACAUACAGCGACGUUAGAUCCUGCAGCUCUAUAAUGAGAGACUGAUAUUAUAUUAAAUACCAAAAAAUCUAUCGCAGCUCUGCUUCACCUGUGUUCCAGAUAUGAUCCAGUCCUGGGUCGUUGUCUCUUUAAAGCGCAAAAGGAGGCGUGGUGGUACGUUGACGGCGUGCGUCCAGAGAGUCUCAUGAAUGACUACUACUGUUUCUGGUCGUGUGACAUUGUGAACCAAAGUGACUUACAAUACAUGUCUGCGCUGGGGGGGCGAAGGGACGGCAGGUGAAGGAAGAAAGAAAGGAAGACGGGACAUUGGUUGAGAUGUGCCACCGUUGCUGUUUUUACGCGGAGAGCAGCGCAACGCACGCUUCAGUUCCACAAGGUUACAAAGCGGUUUGGUUGUCCUCAUGUCAGUCUGUGUCGGCAACCUGUGAGUGAAGUUUAUCCUGCUCUGCUCCAUACAUCGACAGACUUUCCAGGCACGGACAUAUUUAUGAAGGAAUGCGUUUAUCUUAAAUUGUCUUAAAAGAGUUCUUUGACGUGCCGAACUUGAGGGUGUACAGGUAAACUUGCCUGCGCAUGAUGUACACAAUCACUAGAGGUCCUAGCAAGCUGGUCACACAACGAAGAACAGGGCCUACUCAACAGCUGGACAGCAAAAUAAAUGACUUUAAGCACAAACAGACGUCCUGGAAUAUGCCUGACCUUCCCUCACCCAAGAUAGUUUUCAACCGUGUGAACGGUAAGAAGUACCAUCAGCCUGCUGUGGUUCUCUCUGCAGACAGUCAGCAGGAAGAGAGUUUCUCCCCUGCACACGAGGAAAAUGUGAAGUUUGUCUCUGAGGCCUGGCAGGAGGUUGGUCAGGGACUGGAGGCAUCCCAGAAAGCAGUUUACUACAAAGAGACAACUCCUGGACCACACAUGGACGGUUUUGUGCCCAUAGAUCUGGAUGAAUGGUGGGCCCAACGCUUCUUGGCCAAUAUAGACAAACUUUCCUGACACUCUCCAUAGGAUUUGAUGUUGGCCAGUCGGGAGGUGAGACCUGCAUUGGGAUGGCUCACAAAAG
Melanotaenia boesemani (Boeseman's rainbowfish) is the source of this 1149-nucleotide messenger RNA. RefSeq names its product MAPK regulated corepressor interacting protein 2-like. Bases 663 to 1082 code for a protein of 139 amino acids. NCBI's taxonomy places the organism in Eukaryota, Metazoa, Chordata, Actinopteri, Atheriniformes, Melanotaeniidae. The transcript is spliced from 5 exons. The record is from RefSeq and is a predicted model, not a curated record.